GAGAUUUGAUCGUUUGCAGUUAUCUCAAACCCCGACCAACGUCUGCGCAUUAUUCUCAAGUGCGUGUUCGUCCCGCUCGUGCAGCUACUGUCGAUAAAAUGAGCGACGCAGAGAUGGAGAUAUUUGGGGUGGCUGCCCCGUACCUCCGCAAGUCAGAGCGGGAGAGGAUCGCAGCCCAGAACACGCUGUUCGAUGCCAAAACAGCCGUCUUUGUGCCCGACCCGAAGCAGGAGUACGUGAAGGGAAAAAUCAAAAGCCAAGACGGCGCCAAGGUCACCGUGGAGACUGAGGAUGGGAAGGUUGUAACAGUUCACCUGGACGACAUCCGACCCAUGAACCCUCCAAAGUUUGACAAGAUCGAGGACAUGGCGCUGCUGACGCAUCUCCAUGAACCCGCUGUGCUCUUCAACCUCAAAGAGCGCUACGCUGCCUGGAUGAUCUACACCUACUCUGGACUCUUCUGUGUGACUGUGAACCCUUACAAGUGGCUUCCAGUCUACAACCCAGAGGUUGUGGCCGGUUACCGCGGGAAGAAACGUCAGGAGGCCCCCCCACACAUCUUCUCCAUCUCUGACAACGCCUACCAGUUCAUGCUCACAGAUCGAGAGAAUCAAUCUAUCCUGAUCACUGGAGAAUCUGGUGCCGGUAAGACCGUCAACACAAAGCGAGUCAUCCAGUAUUUCGCAACAAUUGCGUCAUUUGGAGACUCGAGCAAGAAAGAGCAACCUGCUGGCAAAAUGCAGGGGACUCUGGAGGAUCAAAUCAUCCAGGCCAACCCUCUGCUGGAAGCUUUCGGGAACGCCAAGACUGUGAGGAACGACAACUCCUCCAGAUUUGGAAAAUUCAUCCGCAUCCACUUUGGAACGAAGGGGAAGUUGUCGUCAGCGGAUAUUGAGACGUACCUUUUGGAAAAAUCCAGAGUGACGUUUCAGCUGCCGGCAGAGAGGAGCUACCACAUCUUCUAUCAGAUCAUGUCCAACAAGAAGCCUGAUUUAAUAGAGAUGAUGCUGAUAACCACCAAUCCAUAUGACUUCCCUUUCAUCAGCCAGGGUGAAAUCACUGUGCUGAGCAUCAAUGACACCGAGGAGCUGAUGGCCACAGACAGUGCCAUCGACAUCCUGGGGUUCAACACGGAGGAGAAGGUGGGCAUCUACAAGCUGACCGGGGCUGUGAUGCACAACGGGAACAUGAAGUUCAAGCAGAAGCAGCGGGAGGAGCAGGCGGAGCCCGACGGCACCGAGGUGGCGGACAAAGUGGCGUAUCUCAUGGGUCUGAACUCUGCUGAUUUGCUGAAAGCGCUGUGUUAUCCCCGAGUGAAGGUCGGGAAUGAGUAUGUCACCAAAGGUCAGACGCCGCAGCAGGUGAACAACGCCAUGGGCGCCCUGUCGAAGGCCGUGUAUGAGAAGCUGUUCCUGUGGAUGGUGACGAGGAUCAACCAGCAGCUCGACACCAAACUUCCACGACAGCAUUUCAUUGGCGUCCUGGAUAUCGCAGGGUUUGAGAUCUUUGAGAUGAACAGCCUGGAGCAACUGUGCAUCAACUUCACCAACGAGAAGCUGCAACAGUUUUUCAACCACCACAUGUUUGUGUUGGAGCAAGAGGAAUACAAGAAAGAGGGGAUUGAUUGGGAGUUCAUUGACUUCGGCAUGGACCUGGCAGCCUGCAUUGAGCUCAUUGAGAAGCCGAUGGGCAUUUUCUCUAUUCUCGAAGAGGAGUGCAUGUUUCCAAAGGCGACAGACGGCUCCUUCAAGAACAAGCUGUACGACCAACACCUGGGCAAGAACAGCAUCUUCCAGAAGCCCAAACCCGCCAAAGGGAAGGCGGAGGCUCACUUCUCGCUCAUGCACUACGCCGGCACUGUGGACUACAACAUCAGCGGCUGGCUGGAGAAGAACAAAGACCCUCUGAACGAGACUGUGGUGCAGCUGUACCAGAAAGCCUCCCUCAAGCUGCUCUCUCAGCUCUUCGCCACGUAUUCCUCUGUUGACGAUGGACAUAAGAAGAGCUUCAAGAAAAAGGGCUCUUCUUUCCAGACAGUUUCUGCACUUUUCAGGGAAAACCUGAAUAAACUGAUGGCCAACCUUCGGUCCACUCAUCCACACUUUGUGAGGUGUAUCAUCCCCAAUGAAACCAAGACACCAGGGUCCAUGGACCAUCAUCUGGUCCUUCACCAGCUGCGCUGUAACGGCGUGCUGGAAGGUAUCAGGAUCUGCAGGAAGGGAUUCCCCAGCAGGAUCCUGUACGGAGACUUCAGACAGAGAUACAGGAUCCUGAACGCCAGCGCGAUCCCUGAGGGGCAGUUCAUUGACAGCAAGAAGGCUUCAGAGAAACUGCUCUCCUCCAUUGAUGUGGAUCAUUCCCAGUACAGAUUUGGAUACACAAAGGUGUUUUUUAAAGCCGGCCUCCUGGGUCUCCUGGAGGAGAUGAGGGAUGAGCGGCUGGCGGUGCUGAUGACUCGGAUCCAGGCUGUGGCCAGAGGUUACGUCACCCGGCUGAGGCUCAAAGAGAUGGCGAAGAAAAGAGAGUCCAUCUUCAUCAUCCAGUACAACAUCCGUUCCUUCAUGAACGUGAAGAACUGGCCCUGGAUGAGGCUCUUCUUCAAGAUAAAGCCUCUGCUUCGAAGCGCCGAGGCGGAGAAGGAGAUGCAGAGCAUUAAAGAGCAGUUCUCUCGACUCAAAGAGGAGUUUGCAAAGUCGGAGGCCCGGAGGAAGGAGCUGGAGGAGAAGAUGGUCAUGCUCGUCCAGGAGAAAAACGACCUUUACCUUCAAAUCCAGGCAGAGAGGGACAACCUGUGCGAUGCCGAGGAGAGGUGCGAGGGCUUGAUAAAGAGCAAGAUCCACCUGGAGGCCAAAGUCAAAGAGUUCUCCGAGAGGAUGGAGGAAGAGGAGGAGAUCAACGCCGAGAUCACCGCCAAGAAGAGGAAACUGGAGGACGAAUGUUCGGAGCUCAAAAGAGACAUCGACGACCUCGAACUCACCAUCGCCAAAGUGGAGAAGGAGAAAUACGCCACAGAGAAUAAGGUUAAGAAUCUGGUCGAGGAGCUCACCACUCUUGAGGAAAAUCUGAUGAAGUCUUCAAAGGAGAUCAAAGCUCUGCAGGAGGUGCACCAGCAGACGUUGGAUGACCUCCAGGCCGAGGAGGAUAAAGUCAACUGUCUGGUGAAGACCAAAGUCAAGUUGGAGCAACAGGUCGAUGACCUGGAGGGCUCCCUGGAGCAGGAGAAGAAGGUGCGUGCAGACUUGGAGAGAUCCAGAAGAAAACUGGAGGGGGAUCUGAAGCUGUCCCAGGAAACCAUCAUGGACCUGGAGAAUGAAAGACAGCAGAUGGAAGAGAGACUGAAAAAAAAGGACUUUGAAAUCAGCCACCUGCAGUGCAAGAUGGAGGACGAGCAAGCCCUCGGCAUUCAACUGCAAAAGAAGAUUAAAGAGCUUCAGGCUCGCAUUGAAGAACUGGAGGAGGAAAUCGAGGCCGAGCGCUCGGCUCGAGCCAAAGUGGAGAAGCAGAGGUGUGAUCUGUCCCGGGAGCUGGAGGAGAUCAGCGAGAGGCUGGAGGAGGCCGGAGGAGCCACCGCCGCUCAGGCUGAGCUCAACAAGAAGCGCGACUCAGAGUUUCAGAGGUUGCGCCGCGAUCUGGAAGAGUCCACCCUGCAGCACGAGUCUAUCGCUGCGACGUUACGCAAGAAACAGGCCGACGGCGUCGCCGAGCUCAGUGAGCAGAUAGACAACAUUCAGAGAGUGAAGCAGAAACUGGAGAAAGAGAAAAGUGAGCUGAAGAUGGAGAUCGAUGACUUGGCGAGCAGCAUGGAGAGUGUCCUGAAAAGCAAAGCUAAUCUGGAGAAACUGUGCAGGAGCCUUGAAGACCAAAUGAACGAAUACAAGACCAAAGCAGAUGAAGCCCAGAGGUCCCUGACUGAUUCCACUACACUGAGUGCUCGCCUACAAACUGAAAAUGGUGAACUCACACGUCUGCUGGAAGAGAAAGAGAUCACUCUGUCCCAGCUGAGCAGAGUGAAAUCUGUCGGGAGUCAUCAAAUCGAAGAGCUGAAGAGACUUUUGGAUGAAGAAAUUAAGGCAAAAAACGCCCUGGCUCACGGUUUACAGUCGGCUCGCCACGACUGCGAGCUGCUCAGAGAGCAGUACGAGGAGGAACAGGAGGCCAAAGCCGAGCUGCAGCGCUGCCUGUCCAAGGCCAACAGCGAGGUGGCUCAGUGGAGAACCAAAUACGAGACCGACGCCAUCCAGCGCACCGAAGAGCUCGAGGAGGCAAAAAAGAAGCUGGCCCAGAGGCUGCAGGAGUCUGAGGAGAUGACAGAGGCAGCAAAUGUCAAAUGUGCAUCGCUGGAGAAAACCAAGCAGAGGCUGCAGGCUGAGGUCGAGGAUCUCAUGGUUGAGCUGGAAAGGUCAAACGCGGCAAAUGCCACCUUGGACAAGAAACAGAGGAACUUUGACAAGAUUCUGGCCGAAUGGAAACAGAAAUAUGAGGAGAGUCAAUCAGACCUGGAAGUCUCCCAGAGAGAGUCCAGAGUGCUGAGUACAGAACUCUUCAAGCUGAAAAACUCGUACGAAGAGGCUAUGGAUCAUCUGGAGAGCAUGAAAAGAGAGAAUAAAAACCUCCAGCAGGAGAUCACAGAUAUCACCGAACAAGUUGGACAAUCCACUAAAACUAUCCACGAGCUGGAGAAAGCUGCAAAGCAAGCAGAACAGGAGAAGAGAGAUACCCAGGCAGCUCUGGAGGAAGUCGAGUCUUCUCUGGAACAUGAGGAGGCCAAGAUCCUGCACCUUCAGCUGGAGCUGAACCAGAUCAAGUCAGAGGUGGACCGAAAGGUGGCAGAGAAGGAUGAAGAAAUCGACCAGCUCAAGAGGAAUCACCAGAGGACCGUGGACACGCUGCAGAACACGCUGGACGCCGAGACGCGUAGCAGAAACGACGCCAUCCGGACCAAGAAGAAGAUGGAGGGAGAUCUGAACGAGAUGGAGAUCCAGCUGGGUCACGCCAACCGCCAGGCGGCAGAGGUCACCAAACAACUGAGGAAUCUGCAGACCCAGCUGAAGGACAUCCAGGUCCACCUGGAUGAAGCGCUCCACAGUCAAGAGGACUUAAAGGAACAACUUGCUAUCACGGAUCGCCGCAACAAUCUGAUGAUGGCCGAGAAUGAGGAGAUGGUGGCGGCGCUGGAGCAGUCUGAGAGGAGCCGCAAGCUGGCUGAACAGGAACUGAUCGACGUCAGCGAGAGGAUUCAGCUGCUCCACUCUCAGAACGCCAGCCUGCUGAACACCAAAAAGAAGACGGAGGCUGAUUUAGUUCAGCUGCAGUCAGAGAUGGAGGACACCGUCCAGGAGGCGAGGAAUGCCGAUGAGAAGGCCAAAAAAGCCAUCAUGGAUGCCGCCAUGAUGGCGGAGGAGCUGAAGAAAGAGCAGGACACCAGCGCUCACUUGGAGAGGAUGAAGAAGAACCUGGAGGUGACGGUGAAAGACCUGCAGCAGCGCCUGGACGAGGCCGAGCAGCUGGCUCUGAAGGGCGGGAAGAAGGAGCUUCAGAAGCUGGAAACCAGGGUCCGUGAGCUGGAAAAUGAACUGGAAGCAGAACAGAAACGCAGCGGCGAGGCUAUGAAAGGUGUGCGGAAAUACGAGAGGAGAAUUAAAGAGCUCACUUAUCAGGGUGAGGAGGAGAAGAAGAACGUGGCAAGACUCCAGGAUCUGGUCAACAAACUGCAACUGAAAGUGAAAGCAUAUAAGCGUCAGUGUGAGGAGGCGGAGGAACAAACCAGCAUCCAUCUGGCUAAAUUUCGGAAGGUGCAGCAUGAGCUGGAGGAAGCUGAGGAACGAGCUGAUAUCGCCGAGUCCCAGCUGAAUAAAUUACGAGCUAAAAGUCGUGAUAUUGUUGGUAAAGGGGAAUAGAAAUCUACACUGGUAACCAGUCGUUGCUGUGAAAACCAUUUAUCUCCAGAUUGUCACUUUCUUCGUGAUUUAAAGCUGUUUGUUUUUACAGUCAGCACUCUGAUUUCCAAUUUCAUGUCGACUUUAAUAUUUGUGACGAUGCAUUUUUCAACUAAUCCAGUGGGUUUUAAGAUGGUUUAUUUAGCUGUAGAAGGAGAACUUUUGCAACCUAAAGUGUAAAAGAUCACUUAGACUUUCAAUUAAUCUUAAAUAAAAUGUAAUCUGUCAGUUUCAACAUUAUUUGAUCAUUGGAUGACAGUAAAUAUAUGUAAUGUUAGCAUUAUUAGGAUUGGGGACUUCAAACGUCGGUGGUCUGACGUGGUCGUUUACCAGGCAGGGAAGGAAAGAUGCAAACAAGUUACAUUAUGGGAAAUGUACAAGCCAUAUGGGGACUAAGGGGCCGGUCACACAGAGACGCAAGAGAUGCAGAGACUCUUAUGGUGCAUUUCAUUUGAACUCGGAAAUUUUAUGAGUUCCCAGUCAGAAAUUUCACCCCAGAACGGCCCUUGAAGUCGGAUUUCCAACUAGAAAACUCAGAAGAACCUCACCAACCUCGACUUCAAAAUCCAAGAUUCUGUUUAUUGGCACUUCUGUCUUUUAUUCCUCAUUAAAUCAGUCGUGGACGUGUUUGUAUGAGCAAAAUACAGCAUAAUGUAUGUUGCUAACAAUGGCUAAUGGCUAACAUGGCUAGAGCUUGGGUUUCCAACUUGCUGUACUGGAUUUUGGUCAACUCGGAUGUCAUUCCCAGCUCCGACUUUGGACUUCCAAGAUGAAUGGAACGCACCAACAGCUUAGCAAAUUACAGCAAAACAAGUUGAUUUUUUUCAACGUUGUCCUGAUGUUGCUGGAUGAAAAGUUAAUGAAUCACCAAAGUCCUUCGGAUUCAUUCAUUGUUGAGAUAGUUAAGUCUGGACCAAAGUCUGUCUAUGUAAAGAUUGAGUGACUCAGAGUGGGAACAUUUUGAAAAUGUUCAAAAGAAGGUUUCUUGUAUGGACACAGCAUCUGGUCACCAUUCUGUGUUGUUAAUCCUGGGAUCAGUCGACACGGAGCUAAAUAAACAGUGACAGCUCAACAUGUUCCAGGAAUAGUGUCCACACAGCAGUUAUUUGUGCACUGACCUGAACUAAAACCUCAUUCUUACACUAAGACACAGAAAAAUGCUUUUGUUAAAGUCUUUGUGCCGGUCAAGCACUGUUGAAUUUAUCUGAACUAAAUAUUAUAAACCUGAAACACAGUCACACAAUCAAAAGGAUCUUAAACAGCAACAAGACUUAAAAAUAAAUCACAGUUUUGUCUGUAAAAGUCUCAAGAAAGCCUUGUUUUAGUCUUGUUUUGGUACCUGAUAUAAACAUUUAUCACACACUUUAUCCUGUCUUUCAACAUUAUUCCUUUUUGUUUCUUGACCCAAUAAAAACCAUAAACUCUGCUGCCUA
Messenger RNA from Dicentrarchus labrax (European seabass), 7369 nucleotides. RefSeq names its product myosin heavy chain, skeletal muscle, adult-like. Gene Ontology annotation, cellular component: myosin complex. Gene Ontology annotation, molecular function: cytoskeletal motor activity; actin filament binding; ATP binding. The record is from RefSeq and is a predicted model, not a curated record. NCBI's taxonomy places the organism in Eukaryota, Metazoa, Chordata, Actinopteri, Moronidae. The transcript is spliced from 38 exons. The coding region runs from base 99 to 5897 and encodes 1932 amino acids.